Messenger RNA from Mesocricetus auratus (golden hamster), 3050 nucleotides. It is a transcript of the gene Tnfrsf8, whose product is annotated as TNF receptor superfamily member 8. Gene Ontology annotation, molecular function: protein binding; transmembrane signaling receptor activity. Bases 104 to 1573 code for a protein of 489 amino acids. The record is from RefSeq and is a predicted model, not a curated record. The transcript is spliced from 13 exons. NCBI's taxonomy places the organism in Eukaryota, Metazoa, Chordata, Mammalia, Rodentia, Cricetidae. Gene Ontology annotation, biological process: signal transduction.
CUGAACCCGAGGAAGGCGCAGCCACAUUAGAAGUGAUUUCACCGUGGGAGGCAGGGUGCCGGCAGGUGGUCAGGCGCUGGAGCUAUAAACUCCGGGAACCAGGAUGAGCGCCCUCCGCGCUGCAAUGGGAUUGCUGUUCCUGGGGAUGCUUCGAGCCUUUCCAAAGGAUCGACUACUCAUGACCACCUGUACCGGAGACGCCAGUUACUAUGCCGGGAGCUGCUGCCACCGUUGCCCCUCUGGGUUCUCUCCAACGCAGCCGUGCCCACAGGGUCCUGGCCACUGCAGGAAGCAAUGUGCUCCCGACCACUACGUGAAUGAAGAUGGGUACUGCACAGCCUGUGUGACAUGUUUGGAAGGUCUCGUGGAGAAGGCUCCGUGUUCCAGGAACUCUUCUCGAGUCUGUGAGUGUCAGCCUGGCACGUACUGCAAGACACCAGCUGUCAAUUCUUGUGCCCGCUGUUUCCCACACUCCCGCUGCUCUGGGGGCCAGGUCGUCAAGUUCCCAGGCACAGCAGAGAAGGACACCGUCUGUGAAUUGCCUUCAUCAGGACCUGUCCGUGAUUGUUCCAAUCCAGAUGACUGCAAGACACUUACUAGCCAUGCCACUCCUCAGGCCACACCUGACAGCAUGAGGGGCUUGACGACACAAGGGGGCACCGGCCUUGCCCAGGAAGAUGCUGCUGGGCUGCUGAAGGUUCCAGAGUCUCCCUCUUCCCAGGCAAGGGAGCCCAGUCCAGACCCAGAUAAGGCAGAGAUGAAUAUGAACUUGAAGCUGCCAUCUCCGGGGACUCUCCCUGACUUCAGCACCUCAGAAAACAGCGAGGAGCCUGCCAGUACUGCCUCCACCCUGAGCCUCCUGGCAGAUGCCCAGACCACCAGCAGAAUGCAGCCCACCUCUCCCUUGUCCACAGGAACACCGUUUCUGGAUCCAGGGCCCAUGCUCUUCUGGGCGGCCAUGGCCAUGCUGCUGCUUGGCUCCAGCUCCUUCUUCCUGUGUUACUGGAAGGCCUGCAGGAGGCGGAUCCAGCAGAAGUUCCACCUGGACUACAUAGCCCAGAACUUCCAGCCGAAGAUGGAGCAGGUGGAUUUCAGACCUACUGAAAAACCAGCUCAGCUGAAGAGAAGUGUGUCAACGACAGAUCCCAGCACGGGACACAAGCUGAGUCAGGUGAGCCCUCCAGCUGUGGAGACUUGUACCAGUGUUGGGGCAGCCUGCCUGGAGAGCCAACCACUGUUGGAUGACAGCACAGCUGGGAAUCCUUUGACCCCCAGGGAACCUCCAGAGCCCCGGGUAUCCACCACGGAACACACGAAUAACAGGAUUGAGAAAAUCUACAUCAUGAAGGCUGACACAGUGAUUGUGGGCUCUGUAAAGACGGAGGUCCCUGAGGGCCGGCCUCCAGCAGGAUCUACAGAGCCUGAGUGGGAAACUGAAUUGGAAGUGGACCACGCCCCUCACUACCCGGAGCAGGAGACAGAACCACCUCUGGGCAGCCGUACUGAGGUCAUGUUCUCAGUGGAGGAAGGAUGCAAAGAGGACCACGGGCCCACGACUGUCUCCGAGAAGUGAUGCCCAGUGUUAGCUGGGCUAGAGAGCAGCUGAGCGUACCGUACCUAGGAGAUCAGGUUAGCUCCAAGCUGGGAAGCUACUGUGUGGCUUGAACUAAAAGCCCCAGCAUCCAGUGGUAGCCCAGAAUGAAGCCUUCAGCUGCUGCCAAGAGCACUGGCCCCUGUACCCCAGGAGUGGGCACUCACUGUCAGGCUAGUGUCUGCUAAGGAAGAGGCCACCUUGUCCACACCCUUGUGCCCUGACUUCUCUCCCUGGGUCUCAAGUGAUGGCUUUACUGGCAUGCCACCAGCCUCCAGUUGCUGUACCCAUGGCUCCCUGCUGUCACAGAACCAGCACCUGUCGCUCCUACUCGUGAGGACCAGCCCUCUCUUGUCACCACUGGCCCGGGACAGCCUGCACCCAUCUCACAGAACUCUGCAUCACAGGGAGUCCACAAUAAGAGUCUCCCGGCCCAGCCUCCCUGGUCUGAAGCCUACAAAAUGGGCCAGGAGAACUCAUUAUCCUCAGAUGAUCCUAUCAUGAAGCCUUUUGGGACCCACAUAUCUUUGCCCCCCCAAGUAGCUUCAGUGACCUCCCUCCCCUCCCCCAGCGCUGCUAAAGGCUCUGCUUUGUCCACGGACUUCCUGUCACAUGGAGAUGGCAGUAUUGCUGUCCUGGGGGUCCUCCGCUCCCUGUGCCACCAUCUAUCCCACUCUAGAAGUGAAGAAGCAUUGUCCCCAAGCAACCAGGGUCAGGCCUGGCAUCUAGCACCCCUGCUGUAGCAGGUUGGAGUCUGCUUGUUGGAGGCAGCCCGGUCACACUGCUUGUCAUACUCUGUCCCCAUCAGGAGGACGCAAUACUGGGGGACACACCUGGAGUUCUGCUCUUAAUUUUCUUUUUUCCUUUUGAGGCGCUGGGAAUUGAACCUAUGGCCUUGAACAUGCCAGGCAAAUGUUGCAGGGGUGAUUUAUAUCCUCAGCCCCAAGCAUUUCACACUAAGUACUAGAGCUGCUGUGACUCCCAGCCUGGCCCGCUCCCAGGAACCUGCGGCCUCUUAGAACAAACAAGCGGCCGACUGGAUGACACAUCUGCUGGUCUGUGGCAGCCUGGGGACUCUGGACUUACCCUUGGGCCAGGCAGGGAGAGUUCUGUUUACUCACCAGCUGCUCACUCUUUUGGAGGAAGCUGGGGCCCUGUAAGGAAUCACAAGGGGAGUUUCUGAAACUGCCUGGAUCUCUGGGGGAAAGUUGGAGCAGCUGGAUGCCACCAGAAGCCUUAGACUAGGGUCUGGAUACUGGCCAGAAGGGAUGUGUGUAGGGGUUGGAUAGUUGCCCAAUUGCCUUGUGCAAGGACACAGUGGGUGUGUGGGCAUACACAGUGACCCUAAAGUCAUGUCAUGAUGACCACACGGAUGCCACACUCCUGAGUGGAAAAUAUGCCAAUCUCUCUCUCUCUCUCUCUCUCUCUCUCUCUCUCUCUCUCUCUCUCUCUCUCUCUC